Cladocopium goreaui is the source of this 2946-nucleotide messenger RNA. NCBI's taxonomy places the organism in Eukaryota, Dinophyceae, Suessiales, Symbiodiniaceae. The record is from the annotation of a GenBank genome assembly.
CUCAUCAGCGUCGACGAUCACUUGAGAACGCUCCCAAGAAUUGACGAUCUCCAGGAGCAGAAGAACUACCCGAACCUCACCAUCCUCAAGGCCGCGUACCAGCUUGAAAUCGAUUCGAAUGUAUCCUCUCCAAAAGAUCUUCCUCAGCGACCUGAUCCUGAGAAGCUCAUGUUGGAUGCAGAUAUCGAGAUUUUCAACUGGGUGCUUCAAGCUGAGGAGAGCGCCGCAGCCUCUGCCGACCGGGAGGUCGAGUCCUGGUUGCGUGACAUCCCUGAAGAGGACCAGGCAUUGGAACCAAUGCACCAUGACAACGCUGAUUCGGACGAUGAGGCUGUCAAAGUUCAGGCCCUCACCAUGGAUGAUCGAAUUUUGGCAAGGCGAAAGGGCCUUUCAGAGGAGCACGACCAAGAAUGGCAAGAUGCCACCUAUGCGGCUGAGGAUGAAGAUGAGGACUUCAAAGGGUGGGACCUCAUUGAGGAUGACAAACGCCCGCCGGGAGUCGUGGCCAGUGACCCAGUACAUGAAGAGGAAAAGGAGCUGGACCUUGACGACCUCGAGACGGUGGCUUCGGUGGAGAUUGUCGAUGAAGAGGAGUUCCACGACGCUGAGGAGGGGCAGGCAGAGCCGAUGGAUGAUGAUGACGAUGACGACAUGGCCGUGAUCGACAAGGUCUCUUCUAUGCAGGCCUCGAAGUCUGAUGCACGGGGGGACCCGGAGCCCAUGGAUGUUGAUGAUCAGGGCAACAAGAUGGUCCAGAGUACGGCAUCAGCGAAGACCUGGAAGACGGAGAUGGCCCAGAGCUCGUCAUCGGCAAAGACGUGGAAAACUGACAUGGCUCAGAGCACCUCAUCUGCAAAGACAUGGCGAACUGACACCACUGCAGCUGCGUCGGCGGGAGCCACGCCUUCUGACCCGACUGCUGAACAGUUUGACACGUCGAAAUUUGCCUCAGCACAGGAUCUGGUUUGGAUUGAGCCGGACAACAUGGCAGGAGUUCCUGUGCGCAAGGUGGACUACGGGAGGCUCGGAUCAAUUUCCCAUGCUAUGUCCGACUACCUCCGUGGCCAUCGAUUGUUUCACAGGAGGCCAUCACCUGAGAUUCGGAGGACUGAUUUGUCAAUGGACUUCAAGGCAUUGGUGAGGCAUCUCCAAGGAGAUUUUGCGCACCUUCGAGAAGAAGAAGUUUUGAUGGUUGUGCGCAACUCUCCGAUGCGUCGCUUCAGAGUCCAGGUGAACGGCUUGUCGUCCGGAAAGCUCAGAUGGACGCCAGUGAGGAUCAGGGCCAUUCAGGGUCAUCGGGCCUUUCUCGUGGAGCAAGGGGGGAUGUCAAGCAUGAUCAAAACGAUGUUCACUUUUGAUGAGAACUUCGACCAGACCAAGAUCGACGACCCAACGGUCCACCCCGCAUUCUCCGCGAUGCCGGAAGGCUCGCCUGAAGUCCUCAAGCAGGCCAAGGCCGAGUUUGAUCCGACGGAUGUUCUCAUGAGCCGCAUGGAAAUGUUGAUGGAAAAUGCCCAGUUGAACUUUGAAGGCAUCAAAGAGCGCAUUGAGUUCGGCAAGCUCCUCCCCUUUUCCAGGCGUGAAGACAUUGAAGUCGAGAAGAGUACUGCCACCCGGGAGGGUGAGCCGGCAUCAGGUUCUCAGCUGGUGCCCGGCUACACCGUUGGAAAGAUGGCCGCCAUGACAAGCACGGACGCCUGUGGCUUCCAACGUCGUGGACGGAAUGGACCCGGUGGUGGGAAUUGGAGUCGAGGGCAAGGUCGACACGGAUUUGAGUUGCAAUUCAAGGACAUUUCCUACAACCAGAUCCAAGACACGCCUCAGGUACGUUGUGGCCAUCCGAUCUGUGGAUAUCUGAUGGUGGAUGGACAUUUGAAAUGCCCGCGCUGCUCCCGGCAGAUGGAACCCGUGACCGAUGCCAACAUCGCCACGGAAGUUGCCCGCCGGGAGGCGAUGGCCCGUACCAGAGGAGUGCCCUUCUCCAUGGACAAGGUGAUCUUCAACCACCCGCGAAGAGGCAGAGUAGCCAGGCAGCCGGAGAAGGGAUCAUCAUCUUCUUCGACAGCCAUCCGGACCAGAAGCACCUAUGGCAACUUGAGAGACAUGGCCAAGAACUACGUCAGAUCUUUCAAGAAAAGGGGCUUCAAAGACCUUGUUGACCGACUCGUCCGCGACCCGUUCUUUCAGUUCAAUGCGGCGAAUCAAAACUUGGUGCCGGAGGCCUUGCUCUUCAUUGAGCGUUUGGCUGGCUGCGUGAGCCCGACCAUUGAGCGCACCAAAGCUCAGGUUCUUGGUGAAAAGCUUGAAAUGGCCACCAAGUUGAUCUUUGUGCCAUCGUCGGAGCGGGAGCCCGACCAACCCUUGGAUCUUCACACCGAGGUGUUUGUGUCGCAUCGGGGCGUCUUUCUCGACAUUGGCCAAUUCGCAGUCUACGUGGCGAAGUUCAUCAAGCCAAGACAAAGACCUCUACCCAUUGUUUAUGGAUGGGGCAAUCGUGACUUUGUGCCUGAUGCUUCAGAUGCCAAAGAGAUCGCGAAAGAACUGGUGGAGUUCAGCAAGCUGCAGUGGUCGAACUUUGCCUCCCAACAGACGCACAAGGAGUCUGAAACCACCGGCGACGACCGGGAGGUCAGUCUUCCUCAUGCAAGUGCAGCCAUCAGCCGACCUGAACAUGAACGACCCCAUCACGAGCAGUUUGAACCGAAUCUUGGCAAGCCUGCUCGCGGCGGUCCUUACGGCCAGGGUGGUGGUGGUGGAAAAGGUCAUCACAAAGGUGGAGGACAGACCAAAGGGAAGGGACAGCAGAGGGGGAAGGGCAAGCAAGGCAGAAGCCCACCGGGAGGUGUGGCCUACGGUGACUUUGAAGGGGAUUCCUUCUGGGUUCAGGGCUAUCGCUACACGUGGUACUGGAACCAACAGCGAGGCUGGUACUGGCGCUGGACCUGA